Molecule: messenger RNA, 3318 nt
Organism: Alternaria infectoria
Lineage: Eukaryota; Fungi; Ascomycota; Dothideomycetes; Pleosporales; Pleosporaceae
Exons: 5
Coding region: 1-3318 (1105 amino acids)
Source: RefSeq, a predicted model, not a curated record
AUGGCGGAUAUCAGCGCAGAGUUGACGUCGGAACUGACAAGGAUCAUCGAGUGUCCAUACCCCCCUUCGCUAUCCAACCUAUCCGAUCUUUUGGCGCGCGUCGACGUACCGACUAUCCGAUCAUGCGUCCAAGACCGGUCACCUUGCGCGGUGAGGAAACUAGGCAGGAUUGUCCACGAUGCACUGUCCCUGAACGCAUACACGCUUCGUGUGCUGCACCUAUUGUGUCAUGCGCCAGAAUUUCGAGAUGAGCUACUGGUCCUGGAGCCGUCCCUACUCCCUUCUCUGUUGAAGAGGGCAAAUUCAUCAAAGUCCGAAUUCGAACAUCUUGCCGAGCUAUGCGUGCUUCUUCUUUCUCGCCCACUGCCCGAGGCAAUACCAUUACCCGCCGUAGCACAAAACUUCUUUCUUAAUGUCUUCGAAAACGCCACACAGCAACCAAACUACGAGAUCCUGAAGUCAGUGUACCGUAUGCUCAACGGUGCAUGUCGACGACUUUACAGCCUUCUUCCCAGAGAUCUGAGGCAGCGGUUCGACACAGAGUUGUGCAAUAUACUCAGAUCCCCGAAAGUCGCCGAUUCCUCUUUGCUGUUUUUAUGGGCAGAAGGUAUAGUGCUCAUCACGGAACAUCCCGAGGGAGUCGACGGACUGCAAAAUCUGCCUGCUGACGAGGAGCCGACAUCCACCGAAAGGCUAAGACAACAUUGGGCAACACCUUCAGGCCAAAAGCUGUUCGGCUCGACAAGCUACUUAUACAAGACUAUUGAGCUCACUUGUUUGAACGUAGUGUGGAUUCUUCGAGGCGGAAUCAAGGAAAAUGAAGCAAUCGAAGGCCUACGUAUUGCCUCGAGGGCUAUGCAAUUCAUUGGCCAAGACGUGAAGGACAAUUGGCCUCAAGUUCAGAAGAAGUAUGCCAUGCUGUACGAAAAGUGCGCCUCCAAAAUCCAAAACUCCAAUGCGAGUCUAUCCGUCCAAUUAGAGGCCCUGUCAUUCUUUGGCAUACUUUCAAGUUCUCGGAGCUUGCCGCAAGGUAUCGUCGGACGCUACGAGGCAUGCAUAUUGGAAGCUCCUCGCGUGGCAGAGCCUGAAGGCUUUGCCGAGCUUCUUGCAGUCUCACUGCCAAUCUACGCAGUGCAGAUGCAGGAAAGCACCGUCGUGGCACUCUUAUCAGGCAUUUUAUCAGCAUGUGCUUCGCAGCCUGACUCCCGCGAAACUUCCAACUCCAUCGACACCAUCGAUGAGCUGGCUACAGCCGCGAUGGCGACUGUUGCUUUACGAACCACUGUGCUGCGCGCACUGUCAUCGAGGGCCUUGCAAGAGAAAAUCCAGAACCUCAUUCGCGCUGGUGUGACGAAAGAAGGCCCCGGCUGCUGUACACAUGCUGCAUUAUUACGUCGGCAAUUGAUCGCUGCCACAAUCGCUUCAUUACUUACCAUUGUUCUUAUGGCACAACCGGGAGAGUCGACGAUACCGCAUACCCUCGUGGCUGCGCUUAUCAAGAAACAGCGAGACCUUCCCCCCGCGCUAGAUACUUGCUCACACUCGUCGAAAAGCCCCACUCAGCCUUCAAUCUCCCUCUUCCAAGAAGCGAGCACGCAGUACACGGGCCAGCAUCUCCAGGAUUGGCGCAAACGCCUCGAAUUGGAGCUACAAAGCCAGAACAAACAUCAGCGAGAUGCCGUUGUGCGCUCUAUGGCACAAAUAUGCAGUGAUCUCGAGACACGUUGCAAUACAGUCGAAGAGCCGCUAAGGGUGGAGACAGAGAAGUCCGUCAAACUCCAGGAACAGAUCGCUCACCUAAACGAAAAGAUCUCCCUUCUCAAUGAGCAAAACGAUUUUCUACACAAGGAUAGAGAAGAAUCCGUGGAAUACGUGGAGGGUUUGGAGAAGGAACUGCAGGACUCCAUAGACGAGCAAAAGCGUCUGGAGCAAGAGAAGUCCGACUUGUUGGAAGAGAAGGGUCGAACAUGCCUCAAGGUACAAGAACUAGAGACGUCCCUGGAAGCUUCUGAGCGGAAUGCGUCCGAGGCUCUGGAGGCCGCUCACGAAAGGACUAGCGCAAAAGAGCAUGAACUCUGCUCGACGAUAAGCCAGUACGAGGAGGACAAGCGCGUCCGCGAUGAACAAUUUGAGGAGCUGCACGGUACGAUUCAACAGCUAAGAGCAUCUCAAGUGCAGCACGAGGGUGAAUAUCGCAGCCUCACUAUACAGUUUGAGGAGCAGCAGAGACGCGGCUGUGAAGCAGAGGACGCACUUGAACGGGAGCGGGCGAACGCUGCCCGCCAAGCCGACGAGAUCGCACAACUCGAGACGCAAGCGUCAGAAUACCGGCAAGACUUGGAAGGGAAGGAAGCGGAACUGGAGGAUGCCAUUCGACAGCUUCAUAUCGCGCGAACCAGUCACCAGGAGUUCAAAGAGUCAUCGGCUGAAACGAUGAGAGAGCUCGCGGCGAAGCAGGCUAACGAACUGGAGGCUAUCACCACUAAGGCUGAAGAGCGAUGCGAGACGCUCGAAUCGCGACUGCUAGAUGCUCAGCGCAACGCUCAAGAGGAACAACGUGAUCACGCGAAGACGCGUAACAAUCUUCAGCGUCUUCAAGCAUCAAUACCACCACUAGAAGCGAGGAUCCAAGAGCUCGAGGAGUUUUGCAGAGAACAAGAAGAAGAACUUGAAGAAUUCAGGACGGCUCGCAAAAUGAUGGCGAUGCAUCUGCUGCCCGCUCGGCCAGCCUCACGGACCUACAAGGAGAUUGCUCAGCCUCAAACGACAAGAGAGCCGCGAACUCACCGACGACGUAAGUCGGCCAUUAACACCCAAGAGGAUGAAUCAGUCGCCACGGUGAAUGUCCAAGCAUUACCUAGCAGAGCUCUGGGAAACUCUACAAAUGCGUCCUUCGCCUCAUCAGCAGAUUCGAAUUCGUCCCAGGGUAACAACGGGCCAGCACCAAAGCGUGCGAAGCCAAGACCAGCUUUCAAGGUGCCAACGAUGCAAACGCCAAAUAUGCAGAAGCCCAACAUCGUGCCCAAGUCACUCUCACACUCACAUCAGCUGUCGCCGACGAAGCGUUCAGCCCUGAGACCAGUCUCGCCGAACCGCCGCCACACGACUGUCGGGUUCACAUUGCCAGGUAGCGAGGAAGAAGACGGCGCAACUGAGAUUGAAUCAGUGAGGAAACGUAGAGGCAGCCUUCAAGACAUUGAGCAAGUAGAUUUUGACAUCGACGAUGAUUUCACGACUGGCACACCACUUACCCCGGGCUUUAUGUCUGGCACUGGCCGGAUUCCGGACGAAGGCGACGAGACCAUGACUGAGUUGUGA